AUGAAUGUCCAUGAAGGAUUCAUAAAACUCUGCUUUAAAAUCAUGUGUGUGACUUCCGAAGAUACGAUUCUCGCAAUUAAGAAACGAAUUGCUCAGAAAAAGAAAACCCUGUCGGUGGAACGUCAGUCGUUACGUUUGGAUGUGAAAGGUAAAGGCUUGAAGGAUGAUCAGCACAUUGGCGAGUUGAAUCUUCCAUCGGAAGGCGCACAGCUGUUCGUGAAGGAUCUCGGCCCUCAAGUUGCUUGGAAAACGGUUUUCUUAGCAGAAUAUGCGGGCCCAUUGUUCAUCUAUCCGAUGUUCUACUUUAGACCGUCGAUCAUUUAUGGAGAGAAAUCGUCAAUGCCGAUCGCAUUCCCUGUUACAUUGGCAGUGAUGUGUUGGUCAGUACAUUACGCGAAACGAUUGUAUGAGACGCAGUUCGUGCAUCGAUUCAGUAACGCUACAAUGCCGAGAUUCAAUCUGUUUAAGAAUUGCUGUUAUUAUUGGGGAUUCUGUGCGUACGUGAGCUAUUUCAUCAAUCAUCCACUUUAUACACCUGCAUCGUUUGGCACUGUUCAGAUUUUGUCUGGUUUGAUUGGAUUUGUGGUAUGUGAAAUGGGUAUGUUGUUCGAAAUAUUGUUGUUGUUGGUGGUGAUGAUUUUGAAAUUGAAUCUGAAAAGUCGAUUUGGAAAUAGCGAUUGA
Anisakis simplex (herring worm) is the source of this 681-nucleotide messenger RNA. The record is from the annotation of a GenBank genome assembly. NCBI's taxonomy places the organism in Eukaryota, Metazoa, Nematoda, Chromadorea, Rhabditida, Anisakidae.